Messenger RNA from Vigna umbellata (rice bean), 2288 nucleotides. NCBI's taxonomy places the organism in Eukaryota, Viridiplantae, Streptophyta, Magnoliopsida, Fabales, Fabaceae. The record is from RefSeq and is a predicted model, not a curated record.
CUAUUCAUUUCUCUCUCUUUCUUCUUUGUGUUUGUGGAUCAUCAAUCUUCCUGCCUGCUAAAGCAACAGUUUUUGAUAUAUUUGUAUUUGUUAUCUUUCAAAACAAUCCAUGGCCCCACACUACUCACUCUCUCUCAUAUGCCUCUCUAACUAAGUGCCCGUGCUUCAAAAUGGUCACCAAAAACCAGAACCGGCCUCCAUUAUGACUCACAUCCACACCUCCACCUCCUUCAAAGAACUUUGAGGGUGAUGUGCUCCUUCUGGACAACAUAGAGCAAAGAGUUGGAGCUGAGAAAAUGGUGGGCACUCCUAUUAAUGGAAGAACAAGGCAAGCUUUCACAGUUGUCAAUGGCGGUGGCCACGAUCUUGGCCCCAGUAGUGCUCCUCCAAGCAAUGCUGGAUCGGAUUAUGGAGCCAUAGAGUUCACAAGAGAGGACGUGGAAGCAUUGCUAAAUGAGAGAGCCAAGAGAAAAGACAGAUUUAAUUAUAAGGAAAGAUGUGAAAAUAUGGUGGAUUAUAUAAAACGGCUUAAGGUUUGCAUCAGAUGGUUCCAAGACCUUGAGAUGUACUACUCGCUAGAGCAGGAAAAGUUAAAGAAUUCACUGGAAUUGACCCAGCAAAAAUGCACAGAAAUUGAGUUGCUGCUUAAAAUCAAGGAAGAAGAAUUAAAUUCAAUUAUUACGGAAAUGAGAAGGAAUUGCACUUCUUUGCAAGAAAAACUGAUAAAGGAAGAAACAGAAAAGACGGCUGCAGUGGAAUCUCUUACUAAAGAGAGAGAGGCUAGGCUUGACAUUGAGAGGUCACAUAGUACUCUGUCAGAGGACCUUGGAAGAGCCCAACGAGAAAUCCAAAGUGCAAAUCAGAAGAUAGCAUCACUAAAUGAAAUGUAUAAGCGGUUACAGGAUUACAUAACAAGCUUACAACAGUACAAUGGAAAACUUCAUUCUGAGCUUUCAUCAGUUGAAGAUGAACUUAAACGCGUAGAGAAAGAGAAGGCUAAUGUAGUGGAGAACAUCACCAUGUUAAGGGGUCAACUUACUGUUUCAGUUUCUUCUCAAGAAGAGGCCAUAAAACAGAAGGAUGUCUUGGCUACCGAAGUUUCGUCUCUUAGAGGAGAGUUGCAGCAAGUAAGAGAUGAGAGAGAUAGGCAAUUAUCUCAAGUACAAACUCUAAGUUCUGAAUUAGAGAAAAUUAAAGAAUCUACUAAACAGUCUUCCACUGAAGUGGACAGCUUGACAUUAAAAGCGAAUGACCUGGAGGUAAAAUGUUCUUUGAAAGAUAAUCAGAUAAAGGCACUGGAAGAGCAGCUAGCAACUGCAGAGAAGAAACUGGAGGUGUCUGAUAUAUCUGCAUUCGAGACAAGGACAGAGUUUGAAGGACAACAGAAGUUUGUAAAUGAUUUACAAAGACGGUUGGCGGAUGCAGAAUAUAAACUUAUAGAAGGGGAGAGGCUUCGGAAAAAAUUGCAUAAUACCAUUUUGGAGUUAAAAGGUAACAUUCGUGUAUUCUGUCGAGUGAGGCCUUUAUUACCUGAUGAAAGUUGUAGCACAGAAGGCAAGAUUUUCAGUUAUCCAACAUCAAUGGAAACUUCUGGACGAGCCAUUGACCUGGCCCAAAAUGGCCAAAAGCAUGCUUUUACAUUUGAUAAAGUUUUUACACCAGAGGCAUCACAAGAAGAAGUUUUUGUAGAAAUUUCACAGCUUGUACAAAGUGCUCUCGAUGGUUAUAAGGUUUGCAUAUUUGCCUAUGGUCAGACAGGUUCAGGGAAAACCUAUACAAUGAUGGGAAGGCCUGGACAUCCUGAGGAAAAGGGCUUGAUACCUCGUUCAUUAGAACAAAUAUUUCAAACAAAGCAGUCUCAACAACCUCAAGGCUGGAAAUAUGAAAUGCAGGUGUCAAUGUUGGAAAUAUACAAUGAAACGAUUCGAGAUCUGAUAUCUACAACAACUCGUGUGGAAAAUGGUACUCCUGGAAAACAAUAUACAAUCAAACAUGAUGCAAAUGGAAAUACACAAGUUUCUGACCUUACGGUAGUGGAUGUUCAAAGUGCUAAAGAGGUUGCAUUUCUUUUAAAUCAAGCAGCAAAUAGCAGAUCUGUAGGAAAAACCCAGAUGAAUGAACAAUCAUCAAGAAGUCAUUUUGUAUUCACUCUUCGAAUAUACGGUGUAAAUGAGAGCACUGACCAACAAGUACAAGGUGUUCUGAAUCUCAUUGAUCUUGCUGGUAGCGAGCGUCUUUCAAAGAGUGGAUCAACUGGGGACAGGUUGAAAGAAACUCAGGCAAUCAAC